AUGGAAAAGGGUUGCACACACGAGGGCGUACCUCAAAAGGGAGACGGGUGUCAUGAGUGUUGUAAAAAACCAAUUUCACACUUCCAAAGAAAAGGAGUUACCAACCAGCCUCUCCAAAAGGAGAAGGAUUGCACACACGAGGGCGUACCUCCAAACGGAGACGGGUGUCGC
Messenger RNA from Racocetra persica, 171 nucleotides. The record is from the annotation of a GenBank genome assembly. Lineage: Eukaryota; Fungi; Glomeromycota; Glomeromycetes; Diversisporales; Gigasporaceae.